AUGAGAUCCCAAUUCAAAGACGAGCACCCUUUUGAGCGUAGAAAGGCAGAGGCUUCUAGGAUCAGAGGCAAGUUUCUAGACAGGAUUCCAGUCAUUUGUGAGAAGGUCGAAGAGAGCGACAUCCCUGAAAUUGAUAAGCGCAAAUAUCUGGUUCCGUCCGAUUUAACCGUGGGCCAGUUUGUUUACGUGAUUAGAAAGAGAAUUCAGCUGCCAUCAGAGAAAGCCAUUUUCAUCUUUGUGAACGAUAUACUCCCCCCAACAGCGUCGCUAAUGAGUACGAUCUACGAACAAUAUAAAGAUGAAGACGGGUUCUUGUAUAUUCUAUACAGCGGAGAGAACACGUUUGGACAGUUGGAAGGCGUCGAGGAAAUGCUUUAG
Molecule: messenger RNA, 378 nt
Organism: Ogataea parapolymorpha DL-1
Lineage: Eukaryota; Fungi; Ascomycota; Pichiomycetes; Pichiales; Pichiaceae
Product: Autophagy-related protein 8
Exons: 2
Coding region: 1-378 (125 amino acids)
Biological process (GO): cellular response to nitrogen starvation; macroautophagy
Cellular component (GO): cytosol; autophagosome; fungal-type vacuole membrane
Molecular function (GO): phosphatidylethanolamine binding
Source: RefSeq, a predicted model, not a curated record